This is a messenger RNA of Vicia villosa (hairy vetch), 1220 nucleotides long. Its product is annotated as carbonic anhydrase 2-like. Lineage: Eukaryota; Viridiplantae; Streptophyta; Magnoliopsida; Fabales; Fabaceae. Gene Ontology annotation, molecular function: carbonate dehydratase activity; zinc ion binding. The record is from RefSeq and is a predicted model, not a curated record. Gene Ontology annotation, biological process: carbon utilization. The coding region runs from base 214 to 1047 and encodes 277 amino acids. The transcript is spliced from 10 exons.
UCAUUGCUGCUAUUAACUCACAUUUCGCUUUCUUUAUCCUUUUCAUAUACAUGCCUUCUUCAAACUCAUUUUCAUUACCUUAGUUCAAAUGUAACACAAACAUUUCAAAGUUUAUUACUAGUUUUUCUCACAUUUCACUGGGCAAGAUAAACAUAAGUCCAAUCUCCGUAUUCAUAUAUUUGUUACAUUGGGUGAAGAGGAGCAAAGAGAGUGAUGGCUGGGGCAUUCAAAAAGUGCAUGAUGCUGUGUUGUCCCAGCAAGAUUGUCUCGAAAGAAGACAUGGCUGCAGAAUCGUACGAUGAAACUAUCGCAUCGCUGACCAAACUUCUCCAGGAGAAAGCUGAGCUAGGCAGCAUCGCCGCCAUUAAGAUCAGGGAGCUCACGGCGGAGUUAGAGGCCACCGCUGCUAAACCGUUUAACCCGGAUGACAGGAUCCGAUCCGGCUUCAUCCAAUUCAAAACUGAGAAAUUCGAGAAAAAUCCUGAUCUGUACGGUGAACUUGCCAAAGGCCAGAGCCCAAAGUUUAUGGUGUUUGCUUGCUCAGAUUCAAGAGUUUGUCCCUCCCACAUUUUGGAUUUCCAACCAGGUGAAGCUUUUGUGGUCAGAAACAUUGCCAACAUGGUUCCACCAUAUGACAAGACCAAGUAUUCGGGAGCAGGGGCGGCCAUUGAAUAUGCUGUGUUACAUUUAAAGGUGGAGAAUAUUGUAGUAAUUGGACACAGCUGCUGUGGAGGUAUCAAGGGCCUCAUGUCUAUCCCAGAUGAUGGGACCACCGCAAGUGAUUUCAUAGAAAAUUGGGUUCAAAUAUGUAAUCCAGCAAGGUCCAAGACUAAAACAGAUAGCAGCUUAAGCUUCGCUGAGCAGUGUACAAACUGUGAAAAGGAAGCUGUGAAUGUAUCUCUUGGGAAUUUAUUGACUUAUUCAUUUGUGAGAGAAGCUGUUUUGAAGAAAACCCUUGCUUUGAAAGGAGCACAUUACAAUUUUGUUAAUGGCACUUUUGAGCUUUGGGAUUUGAACUACAAUGUUUUGCCCUCUGUGGCCAUUUAAGGGUCUCUCUCCAACAAGAAAGUAAAGUUGCAGUACAUAUCAUGAACUAGUCUUUGGAAGAGUAUUUUGUCGGUGGUAAUUGGUAAACCACCAAUAAAGAAACAUGCAUUCAGCAGUAAUAAUGUUUUGUCAACAAACAAUGAUAAAUAAAGUAUUUUUGUUUUCUGUCCGCA